Molecule: messenger RNA, 268 nt
Organism: Cetraspora pellucida
Lineage: Eukaryota; Fungi; Glomeromycota; Glomeromycetes; Diversisporales; Gigasporaceae
Source: the annotation of a GenBank genome assembly
AAUUUCAAGAGCUAAAAAGAGAAAUGCCAAAAAAAAUAAAUCACUUGAUGAUUCUGAUCUUAAACAAGCAUUUAUCAAAAUAAUUUCUAUCCAAAAAAUUAGUAAUUAUAUCACCAAUAUAAUUAAUGAUUUUAAUGAUCAUGCUGAACUUUCUCUUAUUUUCCGUGUUCAAUGCAAUAAGGCAACUAUUAAAGAUAUUGAUGCAGAUGUUAGAAUUAUGGCCAAAUUAAUUAUUGACAAAAUAGAAGAAGGCAAUAACUAUAAUUAG